Messenger RNA from Bacillus rossius redtenbacheri, 972 nucleotides. RefSeq lists its product as uncharacterized. The transcript is spliced from 5 exons. Bases 166 to 831 code for a protein of 221 amino acids. The record is from RefSeq and is a predicted model, not a curated record. NCBI's taxonomy places the organism in Eukaryota, Metazoa, Arthropoda, Insecta, Phasmatodea, Bacillidae.
CUCCGAACCACUCGAGCAACAAGUUGUCGGGACCACCGCCACGUGAGAGACACGCGGCGGCGAUCACGGCCGCCGAGGUUCUUCGUGGCGACGGAGGACGGCGAUAGUGUCCGCGGGUGCUAUCAGCGGCUGGCUCAUUGUCCGCCGCGCUCUCGCCCGGGCAACAUGACUCGCCUGCUGCUGCCUCUGUUCCUGCUCGGCGCCCUGGGGAGCGGCCACGCCCUGCCCAGGCCGCGGCUGCAGGCGGACCUGAACGGCUACAUGGACAAGAUGAUAGCCUACCUGAAGGAGUACCUCAACACGCACGACAUGAACCCGUACCUCAUGCCCAACGUGACCCGCUCCCUCAACCUGCUGCUGCUGAGCUCGGAGCUGGACCUGUACAGCGGCCUACUGUACCAGCUGGAUACUAUACAGAGCGAGGCGGCCAGCAUGGACUACGGCAACCAGACGGCACUCAUCACCGCCGACCUGGGCUUCAACGAGCUCAAGUACGAAUACCCGUUCAGGGCGAGCGUGGACGGCCUCGCGGUGCGCGGGCUGGCGCACGGCGUGCUGGACGACCUGAAGGUGCGCGUCGAGCUGAACGCUGACCUCGCCAACCUCACGGACGUGCACGUCUCCCUGCAGGACCUCGUCAUCUCGCACACCGGGACGCUGACCGUGCUGCUGAACGUGGACGGCGGGCUCCUGGACUUCGUGGCCGACGCCGUGUCCUCCGUGCUGACCGGGGUCUUCAAGGACAUCGUCAUGGCCGAGGUGCAGAAGGAGGCCAAGGUGGCCGUGCAGAGCGCCAUCCGCGACAUCGACUUCAACGUGGGCGGCCACUAGCGCCUCCCGUCCUUCCCCCGGCUACCAGCCUCUCGCUGGCCCGGAACUCCUCUGGAACUCCUACUUGCUUGUGCACCAACUCCUCAACAGAAACUGUCAACAAGGGCUCGUGUGGAAUCAACAAUAUAGGGUCAAACUUUG